AUGAAAAUAGUGAAUGCUCAGCCAGUUCCAGAUGAGCUGGUUGCAAAGCUGCUGGGUAACCAGGCAAAUUUUAGCCCCGUGGUCACUGUGGAGCCUCGGCGGCGCAAGUUUCACCGGCCCAUCGGCCUGCGUAUACCCCUGCCCCCGUCCUGGAGGGACAGUCCCCGAGACGCUGGGGAGGGCGACACCACCAGUCUGCGUCUGCUUUGCUCUGUCAUAGGUGGCACAGCCCCGGCCCAAUGGGAAGACAUUACUGGCACCACCAAGCUUAUGUAUGCUAAAGACUGUGCCAGUUUCACAACAAAUGUUUCAGCACGAUUCUGGCUCGCAGACUGUCCUCGGACAGCUGAGGCCGUCUCCUUCGCCAACCUGCUCUACAGAGAGCUGUCAGCUGUCCCCUACAUGGCCAAGUUUGUGGUGUUUGCAAAAAUGAAUGAGCUGCGUGAGGGCCGCCUGCGCUGCUACUGCAUGACUGACGAUAAGAUGGAUAAAACCCUGGAACAACAUGAGAACUUCACAGAGGUGGCUCGCAGCAGAGACAUAGAGGUGAUGGAGGGAAUGCCGCUUCACUUGGAGUGUUCAGGGAACCUGGUGCCCGUGAGGAAGGCCACCCAGCAGCCUCGCUGCUUCAGCUUCCAGGCCUUCAGAGACAACCGACUUCCUGUCUCUGUUAAGGUGAGAGACAGCAGUAAAGAGCACACUGGAUUUCUAUCUUUCCUGCGCAAGUCAACCAAGUAUGAGGACAGCCAACAUGUGCUCUGUAACCUCAACAUUACCAUGCCUCCAUGUAUCAAGACUGUUGGAAGUGAAGACCGGAGGCGAACUCUGACCCCGCUGGCUUUAAGAGAAAGAUACAGCGCCCUAAAUGAACCUGCUAUGGCAUCUAUGAGUGCCAUGGAGAGGACAGAGCUGAAGAUGGCUGUGAUUGCAGAACAGCUGGGACUGAGCUGGGCUGAGUUGGCACGUGAGCUUCAGCUCAGCGUGGAUGAUAUCAAUAAGAUUCGUGUAGAGAAUCCUAACUCGCUGCUGGAGCAGAGCUCUGCGCUGCUAAACCUGUGGGCCACCCGCGAGGGAAAGAGGGCCAAGAGUGAGUAUAUGAGAUUGGAGAGUUUGUACGCAGCUCUGAAGAGUAUUGACCGUAUGGACAUAGUCAACAUGUUAGAGGGCCAGCCGCCUCAGCCUGCGAGACAGGGCUCCCGCGAUUUCAGCAGACGUCGAAACACCGAGAGAGACAACCUCUCCCCUGGUAUGACGAAUGCCUAGCCGCCCUACUCUUCCUCCUUCUCACUCCUCUCCGAACUCUGAACUCAUGCCAACCUCAUGUUGACCUCUGACCCACAUCUUUAUCUUAUUUAUUUUUUUGCGACUAGUCGUGCAUUUCCUUUAUUUUUGUGCUCUUGAAAACCCCACCUUUUUAAGUGUCCGCUCUGUGACCGAUACCCCUCACACAGACUUUGUACUCAGCACCCACUGGGAGGGGGGAGGUGACCCUCGCUCUCUAUCGCUGUUUCUGUCUGUGACCAUCACCCUAUUUUAUAUUCCUCUUCCUCUCUUGCUGCCUUUUUUUUUCUCUUUUUCCUACUCUUUCCUUUCCCUCUUUUC
Cottoperca gobio is the source of this 1602-nucleotide messenger RNA. Its product is annotated as ankyrin-1-like. The record is from RefSeq and is a predicted model, not a curated record. Gene Ontology annotation, molecular function: protein binding. The transcript has 11 exons. NCBI's taxonomy places the organism in Eukaryota, Metazoa, Chordata, Actinopteri, Perciformes, Bovichtidae. Bases 1 to 1263 code for a protein of 420 amino acids. Gene Ontology annotation, biological process: signal transduction.